Monomorium pharaonis (pharaoh ant) is the source of this 1053-nucleotide messenger RNA. It is a transcript of the gene mRpL22, whose product is annotated as 39S ribosomal protein L22, mitochondrial. NCBI's taxonomy places the organism in Eukaryota, Metazoa, Arthropoda, Insecta, Hymenoptera, Formicidae. Gene Ontology annotation, cellular component: mitochondrial large ribosomal subunit; ribosome. The coding region runs from base 346 to 1008 and encodes 220 amino acids. The transcript has 4 exons. Gene Ontology annotation, molecular function: structural constituent of ribosome. The record is from RefSeq and is a predicted model, not a curated record. Gene Ontology annotation, biological process: translation; ribosome assembly.
AGCGCUCGGCACAAUUUUGAAACGACAUGGAAUGUCGGCUCUAAAAACACCAGAUUCCAGAGCUUUCACGUGUCCACCUACAUAGGUCUCUUGGUCCAAUAAGUGACCAUCUUUCGUCAGUUUAUUUAGUUCAGUUUCUUGUUUUUUAGGAAAUAUAAUAUUAGCUUGAAAAGCUUGUACCAUAAACGAUGCGAGAUGAUAGUUCUUGUUUGUGUAUUAAAUAUUCGUUUAUUCUUGUGAAAUAAAUACAAUUAAUACAAAAAAUUAUACGUGCUAAAUAAGUUUGCAAAUUAAGAAUUUCUUGCAAGAUCAAUCUUUUGUCUACACUUUUUAUGUUUACAGAAUAUGCAGACCAUUCGUCAAUGUGUUAAAUAUUUAGCGUCGUCUGGCAGAUCUGCUAUAAAUAAGACGAAUAUAUUAUCAAGCACGACAAAUCUCACACCAACAUGUAGUUUUCAUAUUUCUGCGAUAUGCAGAACCAAUUUGGCUAAAUACGAACUCCCACAACAUUUUCUAGACUAUAAUAAGACAGUAUUUCCACCUCAAGAGCCAGGUGAAGAAAGGAGACCUGCUUAUGUAUGCCAUAUGAAAGGCAAUAUAAAGUACAGUCCAAAAAAGAUGUGGUACAUUGCGGGUUUUGUACGAGGAAUGUCUGUUGAUGAGGCUGUAAAACAAUUGAGCUAUAUGUAUAAGAAAGGUGCCGAGAUUGCAAAGGAAGUUAUAUUGGAAGCUCAACGUUUGGCUGUAGAAGAGCACAAUGUCGAAUUUAAAAGUAAUUUAUGGAUUGCGGAAUCAUUCUGUACUAAAGGUAUUGUAAUAAAGGGUAUACGACGUCAUGCUAGGGGACGACCUGGAACUGUACACUAUAGAUAUUGCCAUUAUUUUGUACGCUUGGAAGAAGGACCACCACCUAAACAUUAUUAUCUUCCCUAUCCUAAGACUGGUGAGGAAUUAUUACAAAAAUGGUUGAAAGAGAUGCAUAUGCGCAAAAUACCAAAUUCUUUGUAAUAUUACAAAUAAUUGUAAUAAUGUAAAUAUAUAUACAAAAACCAA